Molecule: messenger RNA, 2173 nt
Organism: Dreissena polymorpha
Lineage: Eukaryota; Metazoa; Mollusca; Bivalvia; Myida; Dreissenidae
Exons: 6
Coding region: 1-822 (273 amino acids)
Source: RefSeq, a predicted model, not a curated record
AUGAUUGAGUGUCCGGAUGUCAGCAUUCUACUCGGCUCGAGGAUCGUGUUCGAGUGCGACUUCUCCCAAAACGAGGACGUAAAGAGUCAAUGGAACAAUACAGAGUGGACAAGAACAGAGGUCGAUUAUCCACCUAGUAAUGUGAACAAGUCGGACAUGUUGUGCAACAAACUUGACACUGGUUUCGUCAUGCGAUGCGAGUCCGAUUACGUCACAAGGGCCACGUGCUCAAAUAAUGGGAAGAUAACUCUGACACUGAAAACCAUGACAGGAUUUGUAACGUAUUCCACGUCGUUCGCGAUGAGUUUGCAAGAGUGGAGUAUCAGAGCGUCAACGCCGAUUGCCAAUAACGCGUCUGGAUCCGUUGUGGUAAGAUGUAGCGUAAGCGGGGUUUGCAAGUCAUACAAGAUGCAUAUCUACGCGUAUGAGACCGAUACCAAGAAAACAAGAAUUGACGGACCUCAGUUCAACUGUGAAAGCACUUUCAAUGAUACUAACGGACAUAGGAUCGCCUGUAAGGACGAAAUAAAGGGCGACGACAUUCGUAAAGGCAAAAAAAAGGUCACGUGCGCCUUGACGGAUGUUAUAAAUGAAUCAAUAGAACAGGAGACGGAGAUUCAGUUUCCCAUAUGUUGCGAAAAGAAAGUUCAGUCAGAAUUUAACUGCGAAGCAGUCUGCAGGAACUGUACCGGCCAAUGUCCUUACUGCAACGAAGACAUCUGGUGUCGAACGGGCACAGGUACAUUUAUCACGGACAAGGAUUCAUCGUUCGAAAUUUGCGAGACCAUCAACACUAUAAAGUGUGCACCUAACGCAGGUUGAACAAACUGCACUUUACACAAAAGUGUAAACUGUUGUUUUUCUGAAUGAACCAGCAUUAAAUUACAUUGCUCACGUUUGUACCUUUGCUUUCGUUAUUUAAACUUUGAACAUUUUGUCUUUUUUGUUAAUAAAAAAUAAAAAAAGAAUUAUGAAAUAUACACAAUCACAUAUGUUUUUUAAUGCAUUAUUUGCUAAGCUGUUAUCUUAUAAUACGAGUGAUUUACAUUGCGUCUCUACUAACCAUUAAUUAUUUAUGUUCAAGCUAUUGGCAUGUCCAUAUUUGAUUUUAACUGUGAUACAUGUCUUGUGAAAAUGUAUGUUUUAUCAUUGGAGCUUGAUGCAUACAUGUUUAUACACUAUUUUGGUUUAAAUAAUGCGUUUCGACUCAACCUUUGAAAUCAUUGACUGAAAACGAUUGCAUCGUUUUAUUUUAUGUUUGUCUGAGUUAGCUACAAGGGCAGUUUUUGAGCACGCAACUGCACACGAGACAUCAUAAUAUUUCAACAAUUAAUGUACUGACGCGAUGUUUAUUUGUUAUAAUUAUAGACUACAAUGUUUCCAGCUUGAAUGUUGUUUGAAAUUUUUAUAUUGAGCAAGGAUAGUAUUCGCUGUCAAUUAUCAUCGCAAUUGUUAAUAUUUAUUUGUACUAACAUAUACAAAUAACGUUCAAUUACCUAAUUUAAAAAUCGGUAGGUCGAGAAAAAGCAAUCAUGUAUGCAAGUUUUAGUAAGUGUUACUCAUAACAGUUUAUAAAGGAUAACAAUACAUACAUAUAAAAUUUUAUGCUUAUCUAUAAUUUAAAGAUUUUAUCUAUAACAUCAGUAAUGCAAACAUCUGAAGGGUGAAGGCGGGCGCGACAUUUGUCGUAUUUUGUAAGUCAGUAACGCUUAUAAGCAUAUUUAGAUAAUUUAAAACAACAACAUAUAUUUCACAAAAAUCACGUGUUAAAACCAAUUGCAUUAUUCAUGUCCAACCAACAUGUGCAAUACUUUUGAUUGUAUCAUUCUUAACUUAUGUACAUGAUCUGUUGUGUUUUUUAUACGGUGAAAGUUAUUGAUCACAUUGAGGCCAUACGAAGUGUGUUUUUCCUUUAGACAGUGACUUGUUGGUGUUUGAAAACGAAUCCAAAAAUGUUUAUGUCAACAUUUAUUUUGUCGAAAUAAAUAAAUAUUAAAGUGAUAUAUUUACACAAAAUUAAUUUACGAUCUCUUUGAAAAAUAAACCAAUCGUUGUUUCUUAUUUAAUAAAAUUCCUAACGAAUUUUUUUACGCAGAAAGGCACAUGUUAACUUGUAUUAGCUGCACAAAUAUAUGCAUCAAAACGUCGUAUGAAUCAAACUUAACAGAUCAGU